AUGUACGUUAUCAACCCGGCACCCGCAUCGCAGGACCUUCAAGCCACCGCCAGUACCUACACGUCACCGGUUGUCUCACACCACCGUCCGGAAAGUCCCGGAACGCUCGAGCAGCAGCAGCAGCGCAAAGACAUCCUCAGCCAAAUACUGACAAAAUGCAACGCCGACAUGUCGGAGCAGGCGGCCAAUUUUAGCAGCCCUGGCGAGCGAACCCCGCCUCGGUCAACGCCUGUGGCCGUGAAGGAAGAAAAGACAGGCGCACCUCCAUCGCCGACGGCUUCCGAUGUGUCCUGUCAGGCCGGGAAGCAGGCUUCGUCCUCGGAGGUGAAACCAUCUCCUCCGGAUAGUGCUCGAGGCGAGGCCAGAUCACCACUGGCCUUGAAUCGAAGCGCAUCACCCGAUGGAUCGCCUCUGUCCACGACGAGCUCCUCCAAUGUGGCCUCCCUGUCUCCGGCGUCGUCGUCGGCGGCUGAGCUGCCCAAGACGGAACCGGUGGCCCUUUCCGUGUCGUCUGUGGCCAAUUUCUCCAGCGUUGUGCAUCCGAAGGAACGAGCCUUGAAGUCGAUUGCGGCGGCUGCCGCAGCAAACGAGCGAAACAGCGCCAGCAACGGUGUUGCAGGAGGUCCACCGGAAGGGCCAGUCGUUACACCGGGAAAACCCGUGUCGAAAUACACGCCUGUCGGUGGUUCUUCUUCCGGUGGUGUUGGUGGAGGCCGUACGAUACCGAAUGGUGGAACGCCGAGUACUCCAACCGGUGCCGGUGGUGGCCAUGGUGGCAGGUGGCAGUUUUUUAAAGAUGGAAAGUGUAUCCUGGUACUGGCCCGUGCAAGGGAAGGCGAAAAAACCAGCUGGAUCUCGGUUCCACGGAAAACCACCUUCUGGCCACCAACGGUUUCCUCGACCAGUGCCAAUUUCCACAAGCACGAAAGCUCGACUUCGUUAAGCUUUUCUGAUGAUAACAGCUCCAUCCAAUCGUCACCUUGGCAGCGAGAUCACUGCUGGAAGCAGGCGAACCCACGGCCCAAUAUAUCUCGCGAGCUAUCCCUAUUCUACUUCCGACCAGCGAACUCACGCAUCCGAGUGACACGUGAAAUCUGCACCUGGCUCCGACGCAAACGCCGUCGACCGUACGAACCUUCCCUACCACCAGACACGAAACCCACCGCCGAUACGCCCGUAACCAUCAAAAAGGAAAAGAAUUCCGACACGGAGGAACCGGCCACGUCCGGUGGAAAUGAACGUCCUGCUGCCGAAAGCCCACCGAAGUGCAAUGGCGUGUCACCGAUGGACACGUCGGAACCCAGCUCCGGGUCGGUGGAAAAAAGCGAAGACGAUGGUUCGGAAAACCGGAAAGACGUUAGUCGCAACGGUCCCACGGAAGACGACUACAAGCACACCAACGGACACCAUCCGCUGACGAAUGGUGGAUCGUCGCAUCUACGCGCCUCUCGGCGGAAACGGCCCGAGGGAAAGGACCUUAGCGCGAUCGUUCAAAUGCUCACCGAGCAGCAGCAACAGCAGGCGAGAACCGCGAACAGCAGUGCAUCCGUGGCCUCCUCGACGUGCGUUGGUCCUUUUCGGUUGGGAACGAUAGCGGAUCGGGGUAGCAACGGUACGGGGUCCUUUCGCGGAUCCUUGUUUGCAAGCACGUCCGCAUCGCAACACGUGUCCCCUCGGAAGCGGAUCCUGCGAGAGUUGGAGAAGGUUUCGCUGGAGGAUGGAGCUAGCGGUGGCAGCAACAGUACGAAGAGAUCUCGUCCUAAAUCCGGUGGUGCCACAGGAACACCGGUUAUAGUGACGGCGACAACCGCGACGCCGCUGUCCACCGUUACGACAAAUGGAGCUGGAAGUCCCCUUAACGGUGCCUCUGGUGGCAACAGUAGCAGUAGCAGUAGAACGAAUGGCCACGUAAACGGUGCGGGUUCAAUCGUGAACGGUACGGCGGGAAAGCAUCUAACAAAUGGUGCAGCGAGUAGCUCGUCUAUUUCGAGUCAUCCUUCCACGGUACCGGCACCGGUUUCGCGGCCUUUCAGCAGCUACAGUAUAAAUUCCCUCUUGGGACACAGCAGUAGCAGCAGCAGCGAGCCGUCCUCGUCUGUGGGAUCUGGUUCCGCAUCGGAAGCGCGAAAAGCGGACGCUUCGGUGGCAUCGGUCACGUCAACAGCUAGUCAUCAUCUUUAUCAUCAUUCGCAGCAACCACUGCCCCAUCAACACCACCACCCGCUGUCACCACACCAGCCGUAUCACUCGCCGUAUCUCGGCAAGGAACCGUUAUCCGGUGGCUCGCGAUCACCCACGAUGAUCGAUCCGCAGCACUAUUCGGGUCAGUUGGGAUCGAACCGGUACGGUGGUUACGGUGCCAAGAAGCGUUCGCCCAGCUACGGUGGCGGAAAUGGUAGUGCCACCUCGCCAGGAGCAACAUCCGGUGGAAGCGGCAGUGCCGACCCACCAUAUGGUGGCACGAUCCGGUCGCCGGAUCUUAGUCCUAGUCCCGAACAUCAUGCACAACACGCGCUGUCGCAUCAUCCGCAUCAUUCCGCGCAUCCGGCUCAUCAUGGCCAGCAUCAUGGCGGUCCGUCGGGGUCAGCUUCCAGUGGGUUCACCCGUUACCGCCAGCAUCCGUACGGGGGAAGUCCUAGCAGCUUUUCCUCAGCGCCUUCGUCCUCUCGGUUUUCGCCCUCACCCAGCACGAACGAUUCCACGUCGACGCCACCGUACUCGGGAUCGGUCGCUGGUGCCGGAGGGACACCGGGAGGUGCGAGGACGUCAGCGACCGGAUCCUACCGUAGCGCGUACCAUCUAGGCGGGCAACAAGGACAUUCUCCACCUGCAAGUAACGGCUCACCGCAACACUAUUCACGAGCGUCUCCACUCAACUUUGGCCGCACGGUCCAACAACACUCCUCUCCACCACCACCACCGGGGCCGCAUCAUCAACAUCAUCAUCAUCAUCGUGGUGCUGCUGCUGCUGCUGCUUCGUCAUCACCCCGUUCCUCACCAAGUGGCAGUAGCAAUGGGGGAAGCGGCGCGACCACAACGAGUCACGUGGCCACAACACCUACAUCCGCCAUGGCAUCACUGUCCACGGGGACCUCGAUUCGGACGGUGCCAAAGAAGACGGCGGCGUUGCGCCAACCGUUCUCCGGUGGCCACUCUCCGUCUGCCGCGUCGUCUCCUUCACGCGAACGUUCCAACUCAAACACAUCCAACUCGUCGGUGAAAAAGGAAUCGAAUCCCGACGGAGUCGAUUCGGUCGACGGUUCGUUGCUGAGUGGCCACGGCCACUACGGUGUCCCAUCGUCGUCAGUGUCGUCCCACUCGCCCAGUGGAGGAGUGAUCCGACCGAGCACGGUAAUCGCUUCACCGACCUCGCACCAUCCUGUUGCGAAUCCCUUCUAUCCCCUCUAUCCGGCACAGCUGGCCGCUUCGACCGCGGGGUCAUCCAUGAAUGCGGCCGCCGUAGCUGCCGCUGCCGCAGCUGCAGCUGCCGCCUCGUCCGUUCCUUUCCAUCCGGCUUCGUUGUCGUACUACCAGCAAAUGUACACGGCCGCUACGAUGGCUGCGUACAGGGCUCCGCUCUGGAUGCAUUAUCCUGGAUUGCCACCGGUGGCCACUCCGCACGCACCACCACACCUGGUACAGCCACAUCCACCACCGCCACCACCACCUUCCGCUUCUUCGGUACCGACCUCGACCGGUCUCGCGGCUGAUCGACGGAUCGAUCGCAUCCCGGUCGGUUCCACACCUGCAGCUCCACCGACGUCCGUUGCUGCGGAUUCGCUGGAAACACAUCGCACACAACAUUCCAGCUUAGCCACGCCAAGUUCGGCGGCCGCCCUUAACUACAGCGUGACCGCACUCACCUCGUCCUCGCGCGCCACCGUCAAUGGUGACAGCGCGUUCAGCUUCCCACCCGGUUCGAACUGGCCCUCGGGUGGAGGUGCAGCAUACCAGCAUCAUCAUGCGACCGAUCAUUCCAUUGCUGCUGCGGCUGCUGCAGUCUCGGGGACGGCUGCAACCGUCAAAGAAGAGCCCAGCAACGGUGAGUGCGCGCUAGAAGGGCUGCGAUCAUAUGUCCCUCUUAAUCUGUCCAAGCAUUAA
Messenger RNA from Anopheles nili, 4101 nucleotides. Its product is annotated as protein hairless-like. The record is from RefSeq and is a predicted model, not a curated record. The coding region runs from base 1 to 4101 and encodes 1366 amino acids. The transcript is spliced from 4 exons. Lineage: Eukaryota; Metazoa; Arthropoda; Insecta; Diptera; Culicidae.